AUGUUUCUCUCAUUGCCGUUGGAAAUUCUUCUGCUCAUUGCAAAUCAACUUGAUUCCAACAAUGAUAUGCUCAAUCUUUUAUUGGUUAACCACUUCCUACACGAUCUUCUCCUUAGCCAGCUCUAUAGACGAGACAUUCGUGCUACCGGCGGUCUCGCCUUACUUUUCUACUCCAACUGGGGAUAUGAAUCUGCCGCUCAGAAUAUGCUCGCUGCGGGUGUCAAUGCCGACAUUCGAGGGCCUCGUUGGGACACCAGGACAGCCCUGCUGCUCGCUAUAAGCCGACAUCAUACAGCAAUUGUUAAAAGUCUACUUGAUCAUGGCGCAGAUCCAAAUUUCAUGGACAAUGUUAAACACGGUCCAUUAGAAACAGCUAUUCUGAAUGAUUGUGGGGAGGAUACGUUACAAAUGUUGCUGGAUUACGGGGCCGAUGUCAAUCUCAAGGGAUACUCCGGACGUACUCCUCUGUUCACUGCUAUUAUCGCUGGCAAAUCAACCGGAGUGGCUUUCCUUCUUGCUAGAGGAUCUAAUGUACAUGCUCGGGAAUCCAAAGAAGGAAGAAUUCCACUGCAUUUUGCCGCCGAGAAAGCCGGGUUUUCCGAUGUAGUGAAGAUGCUUGUGGAUGCUGGAUCUGAUGUGAAUUGCCUGACCGAAAGUGGCAUGUCACCUCUACAUAAGGCUGCUCAUGCCCGAGCUACCGAUACCGUUCAGGCUCUCUUGGACUGUGGGGCUGACGUGAAUAUCGGCACACCUGCUAGAUUCAAUCGCGGGCAAACGGCUAUUCAUUACUUUGCCAAAGGUUGGGGUCCAAGCAAAGAUAUCAUUAGAUUGCUUAUUGAUCAUGGAGCCGAUGUGAACUCCAGAGAUUCACAGCAACGUACACCUCUGUUCCUGAAUGUGGAACAAGACCAUGCUCAAUGUCAAUAUACAGCAGAAUUACUACUCGAUCACGGUGCAGAUAUAUGUGCUAGAGAUGAGAGCGGAUGUACUGUGCUGCAUGGCUCGGCUCGACAGAUUUCGGUGAAAAUGGUGAAAUGGCUUUGUCAAAGAGGUGCUGAUGCGAACUGGAGCAACGAUAAUGGCGAGACUCCACUUUUCACGGCUAUUGAAUCACCACAGUUCCGGAAACAAACCCCCAACAUUAUUGAUGUCCUCCUGAAACUAGGAGCGGACCCAAACCACCAGAAUAGUCAUGGGCAAAACGCUCUUUAUCCCACGAUUCGCCGCGGCUAUCUGGUGCCGAUGCAAGUCCUCCUCGAGCACGGUGCAAAUGUGCACAAUAAGGAUAGAGAAGGGAUGACCCCUAUACAUUGGUGUAAUAGAGCCUUGAUGGGGGACACCCUAGCUGAUACUAUGUCUCGUAUGAUUGGGCUACUUAUCAGAUAUGGGGCUGACGUUAAUUCACGAAAUCAUGCCGGGCAAACCCCACUGGGUAUGAAUUUACUACAGACGGGCAACCUGCGGGUACGCGAGUGUUUAAUCAAUGCUGGUGGGGUUGAAUGA
Messenger RNA from Penicillium atrosanguineum, 1503 nucleotides. Its product is annotated as ankyrin repeat domain-containing protein. The transcript has a single exon. The record is from RefSeq and is a predicted model, not a curated record. Bases 1 to 1503 code for a protein of 500 amino acids. Gene Ontology annotation, molecular function: RNA binding; RNA nuclease activity; protein binding. NCBI's taxonomy places the organism in Eukaryota, Fungi, Ascomycota, Eurotiomycetes, Eurotiales, Aspergillaceae. Gene Ontology annotation, biological process: RNA processing.